GUAGUGCUUUAGCAGGGCGCAUUCGACCACGGAAGAUGUUUUCGUGGAUUGGCGGUGAUUCGUCUAAAAAGAAGCAACAAGAGGUCCUCGAAACUGUUAGCGAUGGGUUACGAAAGAUCUACAAACAGAAAUUGUUACCAUUGGAAGAAUAUUAUAGAUUCCACGAUUUUCAUUCACCAGCUCUUGAUGAUCCCGACUUUGAUGCCAAGCCAAUGAUACUUCUAGUAGGACAGUACUCAACAGGAAAAACAACAUUUAUCCGGUACUUACUGGAGGAAGAUUUUCCGGGAAUCAGGAUAGGACCCGAGCCAACCACUGAUCGAUUCAUUGCUGUUAUGUGGGGUGAAGAUGUUGGCUCUAUUCCUGGUAAUGCGCUUGUUGUCGAUUCUAAGAAACAGUACAGAGCACUGAGCAGAUUCGGGAAUGCAUUCCUCAAUCGAUUCCAAUGUUCAACCUUAAAUAAUGAGGUGCUGAAAAGUGUUACCAUCGUGGAUACACCUGGGAUACUGAGUGGAGAAAAGCAAAGGAUUGAUCGAGGAUAUGACUUCACGGGCGUUUUGGAAUGGUUUGCGGAGCGCGUGGAUCGGAUUAUUCUGUUAUUCGAUGCUCAUAAGUUAGAUAUUUCAGAUGAGUUCAAACGUUGCAUCGAAGCACUCUCAGGAAAUGAGGACAAGAUUAGAAUUGUUUUGAACAAAUCUGAUAUGGUCGACCAUCAACAAUUAAUGCGUGUUUACGGGGCGUUGAUGUGGUCCUUAGGGAAGGUAUUUAAAACCCCGGAAGUAUCACGAGUAUAUAUUGGUACAUUCUGGGAUCAUCCUUUGCAUUACGACAUAAACCGAAGGCUUUUCCAAGAUGAGCAACAUGAUUUGUUUGCCGAUUUACAAGCUUUGCCCAGGAAUGCGGCAUUAAGAAAGCUCAAUGAUCUUAUCAAACGGGCUAGGCUUGCCAAGGUCCAUGCAUUCAUCAUAGCAGAAUUGCGCAAACAAAUGCCUUCAAUGAUUGGUAAGGAGAAAAAAAGAAAGAGCUUAUUCAAAAUCUUGAUAAAAUAUUCGAGCAGCUACAGCUUUAAAUGUGGUUUCAUUCAUAGUAAGUCCAAAUUUCUUCUCUCCAUGAUUUCGAUGCUUUUUAAGACACAUAAUGAUGCGAUUACUUCCUUUCAGCGUGAACAUAAUAUUUCGGCGGGUGAUUUUCCGGAUAUCAACAAAAUGCGUGAACAUUUACCGGAUUAUGACUUCACCAAAUUCAACCCAAUUAAGCCAAAAUUGUUAGAUGUUGUUGAUGGAAUGCUUGCUUCUGAUAUUGCUCGAUUAAUGGCUCAAAUUCCAAAAGAAGAGAAUGCUUCAAUUACAAACGGCUUGCCUCAACCUCAUCAGGCAGAGGUUCAUGGUGGUGCUUUUGACCAAGCUGUUGAAUCAGAAACUCCUUUUGGUUUUGGUAAAGGAGAAGGUUUCGAUAAGGGUGCUAAUGAAUCCGGUUGGGUGGUGGCUCGAGAAAGAUAUAAAGCGGAUGAAAUGUUUGAUAGUUUGGAUCCCAUAGAUGGCAAAAUAACAGGUCGAGCAGCAAAGGAACAUAUGGUCAAGUCGAAACUACCAAAUGCUGUUUUGGGUAAAAUAUGGAAGCUAUCAGAUGUUGACAAAGAUGGAAUGUUGGAUAGUGAUGAAUUUGCCCUUGCAAACUAUUUAAUCAAUUUGAAACUUGAAGGACACGAAUUGCCAACUGAACUGCCGAAGCACUUGAUUCCGCCAUCAAAACGUGAUGAAGAUCCCAUCUAUCCUACAUUAGAUUCCUAA
Messenger RNA from Loa loa (African eye worm), 1790 nucleotides. Its product is annotated as receptor mediated endocytosis protein 1. Gene Ontology annotation, biological process: endosomal transport; endocytosis. The record is from RefSeq and is a predicted model, not a curated record. Gene Ontology annotation, cellular component: cytoplasm; plasma membrane. The transcript is spliced from 13 exons. NCBI's taxonomy places the organism in Eukaryota, Metazoa, Nematoda, Chromadorea, Rhabditida, Onchocercidae. The annotation marks the transcript as partial. Gene Ontology annotation, molecular function: protein binding; calcium ion binding; GTP binding.